AUGCAAGACACUGAUGCCAGGGGGAGCUCCCCUGCCUUCCUCCGGCCUCAGAAUGGGAACGGUUGCAGGUCUUCGGGGUACGUCCCAGGGAGAAUUGCCCCACUCCGUCCUCCGCCGCCCUCGCAGACCCACGCUGCCGCCGAGUUUACCUCCGCAAGACAGGAAGCCCGGACAACACUCCCGUCCCUACCCGUGGAUCAGCACCGCCGCCAGGCAGAAGCCAGCAGGCAUAAAAAUACUCUCAUUUGCUUCGCCUUUUCUAGCCUUUCACUUUUUGUUGCACUGGGGAUUUUUUUGGGAAUAGCUUCAAAAUACGCUCCAGAUGAGAAUUGUCCAGAUCAGAAUCCUCGUCUUAAAAACUGGAGCCCUGGAAAAGAUCCUGAAAAGAGAGUUUUUAUCAGAAAGGGAGAUCUGUUUCGCCUGAACUCAGAUGCUACAGUACACUCUAUAGUUAUACAGGAUGGAGGGUUACUUGUUUUUGGUGAUGAUAAAGAAGGUUCUAAAAAUAUUACCUUGAGAACUCGAUUUAUCCUGGUAAAGGAUGGUGGAAUGCUUCAUGUUGGAGCAGAGAAAUGCCGAUAUAAAUCCAAAGCAACUAUUAUUUUGUAUGGGAAGUCAAAUGAAGGUGCUGAUGUGCCAGAAUUUGGCAAAAAAUUUAUUGGUGUGGGCCCUGAAGGAACACUAGAGUUGCAUGGGCACCAGAAGUUAUCAUGGACUCUCCUGUCAAAGACUGUGUAUUUCUCAGGGCUGGCCUAUGGUCCUUAUGCUUUCAAAAAGAAUUUUUCCCGAGGACUAAAUGUGAGAGUGAUUGAUCAGGACACAGCAGAGGUUCUGGAAGUGCUGAAGUUUGAUACUCAUGAAUUUUCAGAAGAAAGCUUGAAGCUCCAGAACUUACUGAAAAAUGGAAGUCUUGGUCGCAUUAUUGCUAUUGCUGUAGGAGAUUCAGCUGCUAAAAAUCUACUGGAUGAAACCAGGCUGACUAUUCAAAAUCUUCUGGGAAGUAAGUUUGUCAGAGGAUUGAGUUACAGGCAAGCCUGGGCUUUGGUUGGUGUCAUAGGUGGUGGAAAUUCUUCCUGUAAUGAAUCAGUGAGAAACUAUGAAAAUCACAGCACUGGUGGGAAAGCUCUUGCUCAGAAAGAGUUUUUCACAGUGGAUGGUCAGAAGUUUGUUGUGAGAGCUUAUAGCGAAUGGAACGAUGGUGUCCCAAUUUCAGGCUUCCAGGUGGAAGCUGUAGGUGGAGUGAUACUGAAUCUUCUGGAUGAUGCUAGUAGUUGGGAGCCUGGAGACCGGAUUGUGGUUGCAAGCACAGACUAUUCAAUGUAUCAAACAGAGGAAUUCACCCUCCUUCCCUGCCCAGAGUGUACCAAGCAUCAGGUCAAAGUCAAAGAAAAUCCUCAGUUUCCUCAUAUAGGAGAAAUUAUUGAUGGAGUGGACAUGAGGGCAGAAGUCGGAGUUCUUACAAGGAAUAUCUUGAUCAAGGGGGAGACAGAGAAUACCUGCUAUCGUGAAAAGGACUGUCAAUUCUUCAAUUAUGACACAUUUGGUGGACAUAUCAAGAUUUUGAAGAAUUUUACAUCUGUGCAUCUCUCCUAUGUGGAAUUGAAGCAAAUGGGCCAGCAGCAGAUUGGAAGUUACCCUGUUCACUUUCACCUGUGUGGGGAUGUGGAUGAAAAAGGAGGUUAUCGUUUUAAGACUUACCUGGAAGGUCUUUCCAUUCAUCACUGUUUUUCCAGAUGUGUGACUGUUCAUGCAACUAAUGGCUUGCUGAUAAAGGACACCAUUGGCUAUGACACACUAGGUCACUGUUUCUUCACAGAAGAUGGCAUUGAGCAGAGGAAUACUUUGUUCCACAAUCUUGGGCUAGUCACAAAACCAGGCACUCUUCUUCCUACAGACAGAAACAGCAGUAUGUGUACUGGUAUUAGGGAUAAAGUGUAUGGAAGUUAUGUCCCAGUGCCAGCCACAGACUGCAUGGCAGUUUCAACAUUCUGGAUUUCUCAUCCCAACAAUCAUCUUAUAAAUAAUGCAGCAGCAGGUUCACAGGAUGCUGGAAUAUGGUAUUUAUUCCACAGGGUUGCAACAGGAGAUUCUCAUGGUUUGGGCAUUGAAACUAAGUCAGAGCUUACACCCCUAGGCAUAUUCUAUAACAACAGGGUUCAUUCUAAUUUUAAGGCUGGUUUGUUCAUUGAUAAGGGUGUUAAAACAACUAACGCUAGUAUGGAUGAUCCCAGAGAAUAUCUUUGUUUGGACAACAAUGCAAGGUUUCGACCUCAUCAAGAUGCAGACCCUGAAAAGCCUCGAGUUGCAGCCCUGAUUGACAGAUUAAUCUCCUUCAAAAACAAUGACCAUGGGGCCUGGGUCAGGGGAGGGGACAUCCUCAUUCAAAACUCUGGAUUUGCAGACAAUGGAAUAGGUUUAACAUUUGCUAGUGCUGGGAGCUUCCCAAAUGAUGAAGGUGCCAGCCAGGAGGUAUCUGAGUCUCUGUUCAUAGGCGAGAGCAAAAAUUACGGUUUUCCAGGCGGCCAAAACAAGUAUGCAGGAACGGGAGGAAUAGACAGCAAGGCGCGCACUCUGCCCCGGAACCGGACAUUUCCAAUCAGGGGUUUUCAAAUUUAUGAUGGCCCUAUUCACCUUACCAAGUGCACAUUCAAAAACUUUGUGCCAACUCCAGACAGAUUUACCAGUGCAGUUGGAUUCCUGAUGAAAAAUCUGUGGCAGAUGACACCAAAAAACAACGUUUCUCUUGUGAAGUUUGGUCCAAAUGUUUCUUUGAAAGCCUUCUUUGGAAAACCUGGUCCCUGGUUUGAAGAAGGAGAUCUGGAUGGUGACAAGAACUCAAUAUUCCAUGAUCUCGAUGGUUCAGUGACUGACUACAAAGAUACUUACGUGGGCAGAAUGGAUAAUUACUUGAUACAACACCCCAAAUGCAUUAAUAUUACAGAAUGGAGUGGAGUGGUUUGCAGUGGGACCUAUGCACAGGUUUAUGUCCAAACCUGGAAUGGACAAAAUCUUUCCAUGAGUAUUGUACGAGAUGAGUACCCAUCCAAUCCAAUGGUUCUUCGAGGUAUUAAUCAGAGAACUGCUGCCUUCCAACAAUACCAGCCAGUAGUGAUGCUCCAAAAGGGCUACACAAUACAUUGGAAUGGAAAAGCUCCAAAUGUCACCUAUCUUUAUCUCAUUAACUUCAACAAGAAUGACUGGAUUCGUGUUGGUCUUUGUUAUCAACCAAAUACAGAAUUUACUAUAGGAUUGGAAACCUUCCAAAGACGGUCAUCUGCCAUGUCAAGCAAGCUGGAGCGCUACGUGCCUGUGUCUUCAAUGGUGGAGCUCGAAAAGAAUCGAUCAGACAACAGAUUUUACUUUGACAACAGUACUGGAUUACUCUUUUUAUUUCUUCAAGCCAAAUAUGAUAGGGUUGGUCACAGUUAUUGCUCAUCUCAGGGAUGUGAAAGAAUCAAGAUUGUGACCAAAGAUUCAGCAAAAAGGAUCAGUAACUGCAUGGCAGAAGCUUACCCAAAAUACUAUCAAGCACCAACUGUCAUAAAGCAGAUGCCAGUAAAAAAUACUGUACCAUGUACAAAAUGUGGCACAACUCAGAUGGCAUUCACCAGUGAUCCUCAUAAAACCUACCUCCUUGUGCAGAUUAAUUCAUCUGGUAAAAAAGAGCUAAGCAGAGGUCAGCAAGCAUUUAUUUCUGUCAAUGACACUAUGUUUUCCAUCAAGGAUAAUGGUGUACUUAUUGUUGUAGUGGAUGCCUGUGUUGGCACAGUGUCAGGAAAGAAAUUAUUCUCUGGAGUAGACGUUAAGCAUGUAGAUGGAUAUUUGAAAUCUGGAAUUCCACAGAGGUCUGUCGUUCUGCUGAGCACAAGAGGUGAUGUAGCAGUGCCUGAUUUAUCAGAAGCCUUAAUGUCUCUGGGGACAGCCAAACCACCUUAUCUUCAGAGCAACGGAAGCCUGGCCUUUCUGGGCUUCAGAGGAAACUUUAAGCCAUCCUGGAUUAAGUUGUUUACCAGUCCUGCUGGGCAUGGGCUCAUUCAGAUAGAAAAGUAUAUCCCUUUACAACUGGAAGAGUAUGGCUGUGCCAGAGCAAUCAAAAGACGACGGGAAGACCUCGAGCUUCUGAAGAAGGCUACACGAUCUCUUUGA
Molecule: messenger RNA, 4146 nt
Organism: Merops nubicus (carmine bee-eater)
Lineage: Eukaryota; Metazoa; Chordata; Aves; Coraciiformes; Meropidae
Gene: CEMIP2
Product: transmembrane protein 2
Exons: 23
Coding region: 1-4146 (1381 amino acids)
Source: RefSeq, a predicted model, not a curated record